Messenger RNA from Closterium sp. Naga37s-1, 1068 nucleotides. The record is from the annotation of a GenBank genome assembly. NCBI's taxonomy places the organism in Eukaryota, Viridiplantae, Streptophyta, Zygnematophyceae, Desmidiales, Closteriaceae.
AUGCGCGUAUGUUUUACCCCUUCUCGCAGGCAUCGACCUUGUCCUUAUGGUGAGGGCCGCUGUGUGGUCGGCGGCAGGGUGACCACAGCGCUUGUGUUCGUACGCUCAGCUGCCAACAAGCAAGGCCAAGCAAGCCUUCGGGACAACUGCUUCAGUGUGGGCGAGGAGCAGAGCUGCAUGGCAAGCGAGACGCAGCGCAGUGCAGCCGAGUGCGGUGGCUUCUGCAGCUUGUCGGAGGAGCUGGGGCCGUGCGACGGGCACGGCGCAUGUGUGUCGGCGGUGCAAACGGCAGGGCCGGGGGAGGGGUUCGUGUGUGAGUGCGAGGAGGGAUACGUGGCGGUAAACAGCAGCUCUGGACCCACGUGUUCUCGCCCGCCCCCGCCCCCCUCCUCAUCGCUCUCCACCAGCGCACUGGCGGGCAUCGCCGUGGGCUCUGCUGCUGCUCUUGCCCUCCUCCUCGCUCUCAUCGUCGUCGUGAUCUGGCCCAAACAGCGCAGUCAGCCCCUUCCACUUUCUCCUAAUGUCCGGUUUUUUUAUUCUCCCUUCGUUUUAUUCACGCUUCCUCCCACCGUCCCUUCCUUCCGCUUUCCCUCCCACUUUCCCUGCCCAAUUUCCCUCCCUCCCACUUUCCCUUCCUCCCACUUGCUCUUGAUCCCAUUUGCCCUUGCUCCCCCCAUCUCUUCCUCCCCCUGUCCCUUCCUCCCCUCCUCCCUUCCCUCCCUCCUCAUGAUGUCUCCGGUGCGGGCGAUGGCGUCGCUGCAGCAUGAGAAUGUGGUGCGGCUGAUGGGCUUCUGCCUGCACCAGAGUGUGGAGAGCGGGCGGCAGGAGCAGGUGCUGGUGUACGAGUAUGUGCCCCAUGGGGACCUCAAGCACCACAUCCACCACUCCAAGUGUGAGUGCCGAAGCCGCGCCAAGAUCGCCGACUUUGGGCUGCUCAAGCUGCUCAGCCACGCUGACGGGGGCGACGAGCGCACGCGCGUGGCAGGCACCCCGGGGUACCUGUAUCCGGACUACAACCGCACCCACGUGGUGUCAGAGAAGAGUGACGUCUACAGAGCCAAUCAAUAG